Molecule: messenger RNA, 2328 nt
Organism: Carlito syrichta (Philippine tarsier)
Lineage: Eukaryota; Metazoa; Chordata; Mammalia; Primates; Tarsiidae
Product: forkhead-associated domain-containing protein 1
Exons: 17
Source: RefSeq, a predicted model, not a curated record
AUCAAGUUCAACAGCUCUCAGGAAAGUCAGCAGUCUUUGAUGCAAGAAAAACUGCAGGAGCAUCUGGCAGAGAAGGAGAAGCUGAAUGAGGAGAGGCUAGAGCAAGAGGAGAAGCUGAAAUCCAGAGUCAGGCAGCUGGAGGAAGAGAAGGUGGCUUUGGAGGACAGCGUUACUCAAGAGAGAAACAGAGCCAAGGCAGCGUUAGAGGAAGAACAGAAGAGAGUCCAGGAGCUGGAGACCCGCUUGGCCCGCCAGCAAGAGGCUUUGGUGGGCAGCGCUGCUCAAGAGAGAAGCAGAGCCAAGGCAGCACUAGAGCAGGAACAGAAGAGAGUCCAGGAGCUGGAGCACUGCUUGGCCCGCCAGCAGGAGGUUCUGGAAAGCAGCAUAGCCCAGGAGAAAAGGAAAGCAAAGGAAGCCUUGGAGUCGGAAAAAAGAAAAGUCCAGGAUCUGGAGAACCACUUAACCCAACAGAAGGAGAUCUCAGAGAACAGUCUUGCCUACGAGAGGCACAAGGCCAAGGAGGCCGUGGAGAAGGAAAAGAAAAAGGUACAAGACCUGGAGAACCACCUGACCAAGCAGAAAGAGGAAAUAGAAUUAAAAGGGCAGAAAGAGGACGUUUUAAAUAAUAAAUUAAGUGACGCACUAGCCAUGGUGGAAGAGUCUCAGAAAACAAAGACAGCCGAGAGUCUAAAAACAGAGAGCCUCACCAUGAAAUUAAAUGAAACAUUAGCUGAGCUGGAAACUGCCAAGACGAAAAUGAUCAUGAUGGAGGAGAGAUUCAGGCUCCAACAGCAGAUGGUAAAGGCCCUCCAGGAGGAGCGAGAAUCUCAGAAACAUGGAUUUGAGGAAGAAAUUCUGGAAUAUAAGGAGCAGAUCAAACAGCACUCCCAGACGAUCGUGAGUCUGGAGGAACGCCUCCAAAGAGUCACUCAACACCAUAAAAAAAUAGAAGGAGAGAUCGCAACCCUGAAGGACAGUGACCCAGCUCCAAAGGAGGACAUGCCACAAGACCCUCCAGUGGCUCCUUCAUCCAAGAACAGCGCCACAGAGAUGACGUGCGAACACUUGAUAGAUGACUUGCUAGCUGCUCAGAAGGAAAUCCUGUCUCAGCAAGAGGUCAUCAUGAGGUUAAGGAAAGACCUUACUGAAGCCCACAGCCGAAUGUCGGAUUUGAGAGGGGAGCUCAGCGAGAAGCAGAAGUUGGAGCUGGAGCGGCACGUGGCAGUGGUCCAGGAGCAGAGCAGCGAGCUGAGCGUACUCAAGGACAAGGUGGCCCAGAUGAGCAGACUGGCUGAGAAAAAGGACCACGAACUGAGGGCCCUUCAGGAGGCGCUCAGGGCUUCCCAAGAGAAACACAAACUCCAGAUGAACUUGGAGAAGGAGCAGAAACCCAGGAAGAAGACCCAGAUGUGUGACAUCUCAGUGCAGAUAGAACCAAGCCCCACCGAGGUCGGCUCAAGCAGCCAGGAGGAGCUAUCCUUCAGUGACCUGGGGGCCAAGUGCAAAGGGUCCCGACAUGAGGAAGUCAUUCAGCGUCAGAAAAAGGCCUUAUCUGAACUUCGAGGGCGAAUCAAAGAACUUGAGAAGGCCUGCUCAUCAAAUCAUAAGGGCCACCUGAAUGAAUCUUUUCUGGAACUAAAGACUCUCCGAAUGGAAAAAAAUAUCCAGAAAAUAUUACUGGGUGCAAAACCUGAUUUGCCAACUCUCUCAAGAAUAGAGAUCUCAACGCCUCAGAAUGGCUUUUGCAACUCAAGGUUCAGCUCAGCCAUUGAGAAGUCGGGGAAAACGGACAUGGCUGAGGCUUUGGAUCUCAGUGAAAAGCUGUACAUGGACAUGAGCAAAACACUCGGAAGCCUGAUGAACAUCAAGGACAUGUCAGGCCACGUGUCCAUGAAAUGCCUGUCGCCCAAGGAAAGGGAGAAAGUCAACCAGCUUCGGCAAAGGGACCUCGACCUGGUGUUUGAUAAGAUCACCCAGCUCAAGAACCGGCUGGAGAGGAAAGAGGAGCUUCUUCGAGGAUACGAGAAAGACAUUGAUCAGCUCAGGCAGAGCAAAGUGUCUGUUCAGAUGUACCAGUCACAGGUGGCAAAGCUGGAGGACGACAUCUACAAGGAGGCCGAAGAAAAGGCCCUGCUGAAGGAGGCCCUGGAGCGCACGGAGCAGCAGCUGUGCCAGGAGAAGCGAAUUAACAGGGCCAUCAGGCAGCAGAAGGUUGGAUCCAGAAAAGCCACCCAAAAGAUAGACCAAGACAGAGAGACGCUGAAGAAAGAAACAUCCAGCAAGUCUUGCCAGAGCCUUUUGCUUUCAAAGUCUGGGGGAAGGAACUAG